AUGCCUUUUCUUUUGCCUCACUUUUUUCCCCUUCCCUUCGAUACACAAAUUUUCCCCUUUCCUUAGAUACACACCUUCAAUCUCACUCCUCCUCCACUUUCCGACAAUGAAAACCACCAUUUCACACACUUAAAAACACACACACAGUACUGCAUUUUCCAAUUCAAUGGCAGCAGUAUCAACAACCUGUCCAGAUUCAUCAUCACACAUUUUACUCACACACUUUCUUUCUCCAAACAAAAAAAAACUCACUUAUCACUAUUUUGGCCCUACCAACAAACCACCAAAAGCUAAUCGUUUUUCUAGGGUUUCAUUUUUGAGGCAUAAUAGAGGCGUUUUAGUUUGUGUUAAUGGCCGUGGAAUCACUGAUGAUGUUCGUGUUGUUAAUCAUAAUCAUAAUGUGAAUUCGCGAUCUUCGGCUUUUGUUGAAAUUCCUGUUACGUGCUACCAGAUUCUUGGUAUUCCUGAUAAAUCAGAAAAAGAUGAGAUUGUUAAGUCCAUGAAGCAUCUAAAAGAUGCUGAAAUUGAAGAAGGGUACACGAUGGAUACUAUUGUAUCACGCCAGAAUUUAUUAACGGAUGUGCGUGAUAAGCUUCUUUUUGAAGCAGACUAUGCUGGUAAUCUAAGGGAAAAAGUUCCGCCAAAGUCGUCUCUUCAAAUUCCAUGGUCCUCAUUGCCAGCUGCACUUUCUCUACUUCAAGAGGUUGGAGAAGAGAAGCUUGCUCUGGAUAUUGGUCGAACAGCACUGCAACACCAGGAUUCUAAGCCUUUUAUUCAUGAUUUACUUUUAUCAAUGGCUCUUGCGGAGUGUGCUAUAGCAAAAUUAAACUUUGAGAAGAACAAGAUCUCUCAAGGAUUUGAAGCUUUAGCUCGUGCUCAGAGUCUUCUUAAGAGUAAACCUUCACUUGAGAAGAUGACUUUGUUAUCUCAGAUUGAAGAAUCUCUGGAAGAGCUUGCUCCUGCCUGUACUCUGGAGUUGUUAGGCUUGCCUCAUACACAAGAAAAUGCCGAGAGGAGAGUAGGGGCAAUUGCAGCCCUUCGUGAACUGCUUAGACAGGGCCUAGAUGUUGAAACUUCAUGUCAAAUAGAAGACUGGCCAUCUUUCUUGAAUCAAGCUUUAACUAAGCUCAUGGCUACAGAAAUCGUUGAACUUCUUCCAUGGGACAGUCUAGCUAAUACACGCAAGAACAGGAAGUCACUUGAGUCACAGAAUCAAAGAGUUAUAGUUGAUACAAGCUCUUUGUAUACUGUAAUGAUGGCUCAUUUGGCUCUUGGGUUCUCAAGAAAGCAAAUAGAGAUGAUUAAGAAAGCAAAAGCUAUAUGUGAGUGUUUAAUGGCAUCAGAAGGUGUUGAUUUGAAACUUGAAGAAGUCUUCUGUUUGUUCCUUCUAGGACAGGGUGAUGAGUCUGUGGUGAUUGAAAAGCUGCAGCAAGUUGAGUUAAAUUUAAAUUCAACUUCCAGAACGUUGAUAUCAGGGAAAGAUCCCAAGGAUGCUUCAAAUGCAAAGAAGUUACUUGAAUCAUGGGUCAAUGAUGAUAUACUUGGCUUGUUUCCAGACACAAAGGAUUAUUCUCCAUCUGUGAAUAACUUUUUUGGUGGUGAAAAAAAGGCGUCAGAAAACAAACAUAGAAAACGAACCACACAAACGUCACCUGGUCUAAGCCACAGGUCAAUUUCCCCUUCUCUUUCAAGUGAGUGGCGAACUCUUGAGGAUCAGACAUCUACUUCUCCACGUUUAGGGUCAACUGUGAAGCAGUUGACUCCAUCUGAUUUGCAAGGCCCACUAAUAGCAAACAGUAUCAAAGCAGAAAGCUACCCAGCAGUUCAAUUGAAGAGAAAUUUGGGUGCAAACUACAAUAAAGUUUGGGAAGUUUGGUUGGAUCCAAAUAAUGCAGUUAGGUAUAUGGGCUAUGUGACAGCAACAGCGUGCUUAUUGUUUGCCACAUUUAAGUUAACAGGUGUUCGGUUUUGGAGCCCACGGAGGACAUCUAGGUGGGUCAAUGGUGAACCAAGGGUGAACACAGGUUCUCUUACUCAUGGCAUCUGGGGAUCUGCUUGUAGUAAAGGGAAUAUUAUUGCAGAUAUGCUAAGGCAAUUGCCAUUAAUGCAAAAGAAACGGGUCAUUAGUGGAUUUGACAAUGGAGGUUUACAAGAUUCUAGCAAGACUGUAAGUUCAGUUUCCUCUAAGCGAUUGAUGAACGUUGAAGAAGCUGAAACUCUUGUUAAGCAAUGGCAAACUGUUAAAGCUGAAGCUCUUGGGCCUAAUUAUCAAGUUCAUCAUCUUGUUGAUGUUCUUGACGACUCAAUGCUUACUCAGUGGAUGGGAUUGGCUGAAUCAGCAAAGGAAAGGUGCUGCUUUUGGAGAUUUGUUUUACUGCAGUUGUCUAUUAUCCGAGCAGACAUUCUGUUGGAUGGAAUGGGCAAGGAAAUUGCGGAAAUAGAGGCUCUUGUUGAGGAAGCAGCUGAGCUUGUUAAUGAAUCUCAUCAGAAGAACCCAAAUUAUUACAGUACAUAUACCAUCCUUUAUUUGCUGAAGAGGCAAGACGAUGGAUCAUGGAAAUUCUGUGAAGGUGACAUUCAAACCCCAUCAUGACCCUCACUGUUAAUUGGCACUCACUCAGGAAGGUAUAGAUCCAUUCUUUCUAACUAGAUGCUCGCUGGUUUUCCACUUAGUCUCAUUGUAGUGACAGUGAUUAGAUGGCCGCUCGACUAAAAGUGAGAAGGGAUCAAGAACAUUCUUGUUUCUUUUUGAAAGGCCUUUGACUCACUAAUUAGUUAAUUUUUUUCAUUUUUUCUUUCAUCUCAAUGUAGUGGAACAUUGUUGUGAUUUAGCUGUUUCAAAAAUGUAUAUAAGGUGGUUUUUUCAUAGGCAAUGACAUUUUUUCUUA
Messenger RNA from Erigeron canadensis, 2888 nucleotides. Its product is annotated as plastid division protein CDP1, chloroplastic. Gene Ontology annotation, cellular component: chloroplast inner membrane. The transcript has 12 exons. NCBI's taxonomy places the organism in Eukaryota, Viridiplantae, Streptophyta, Magnoliopsida, Asterales, Asteraceae. Gene Ontology annotation, biological process: chloroplast fission. The coding region runs from base 167 to 2593 and encodes 808 amino acids. The record is from RefSeq and is a predicted model, not a curated record.